Messenger RNA from Ustilaginoidea virens, 1077 nucleotides. RefSeq lists its product as uncharacterized. Gene Ontology annotation, molecular function: methyltransferase activity. Bases 1 to 1077 code for a protein of 358 amino acids. The transcript has 3 exons. The record is from RefSeq and is a predicted model, not a curated record. NCBI's taxonomy places the organism in Eukaryota, Fungi, Ascomycota, Sordariomycetes, Hypocreales, Clavicipitaceae.
AUGGCAUCCUCGGCUCGCAAGGCAUUGAUUCAUGGCCGUGUCAUGGAUAUCGGUGACGGUUCUGAGCAAGUUCGUCUUGCCGAGCGUCUUCUCAGCAUACUCCAAACGCCGUACGACGAGAAAAAAAAGCCGACCUUGCCAGACGAGCUGCUGUACGAUGAUGCAGGAUUGCCAAUCUGGAACAAAAUCAUCUCCACGCCACAGUAUUACCAAACCCAUGAUGAGAUCAAGUUGCUGGAUAAGUUUGGAGAAACCAUCGCGCGCCGAGUGAAGCCUGGCGUGACCAUAAUUGAUAUAGGCGCAGGUGACACAAGAAAGGUCGAGCAUCUCCUUGCUGCGUUCGAAAAGGCAAAAGUCCCGGCCACAUACUUUGCCCUAGACAUCUCUGAGGAUUCGCUGAAGCGCAGUGUAAGCUAUCUUGCCAAACGACAUUCAAAGCCCGAGGCAAACGUUACCUGCGCAGGCAUCUGGGGAACCUUUGAGGAUGGGCAAGCCUUUGUCGACAGAUGGGUGCCGGAGCCUCGGCUAUUCUUGUCCCUGGGGUCCGUCCUUUGUAACGAUGACUGGGCUCCGGCCGUUAAUCGCUUGCAAGAAUGGGGGGCUGUUAUGCGACCAAGUGAUUUGCUCCUCGUCGGCAUGGAUGCCCAUUUGGCUCAGGAUUACGAGCACAAGAUAGAGCAAGCUUACCAUUUGAGGAAAGAUCUCCUCCGAGAUUUCUUUCUCAAUGGUUUCAGGCAUGCCAACGAUUUGCUAGGUCAGCCAUUGUUCCAAGAAGAAGACUGGGAAUUUUGCUGUGCGCUCGAGAGGAGCCCGACGACCCGACACCGAAUAUUUCUCCGAGCCAAAAAUGACAUCAGGUGUGACAUGUUGGACAGGGUUAUCAAGACGGGCGAGGAGUUUGAUUGGUUCGAUUCACACAAGUACGGUGAAUUAAGCGUACGGCGCAUGUGUUAUGAAGCAGGACUAAUCGUGUCGGACGUUUGGAAAGACGGCUCUGAAUUUCGCCAAUACUUGAUCAAACUUCAAGACGCAAAGUAUCUCGAAGAUGAAGAUAGUGGCGUGUCCGAUAUAUCGUAA